AUGACCGCAUCACGCCGGAAGUUUACCCGUUUCCAGGGCGCCGGUUCCGCUCCCCCCCACCCCAUCUCCAACCUGGUAGCAGGUGUCGGGACGCUGGAAAGCGACUCGGUGGAGCAGGUGCUCGCCGACGGCGGCCGCCGCCACAGCGAGUCGCGCCGAGUAGCAACCGAAGACGGCGGCCGCCGCACCAGCCAGCGCGUGUGGAGGAUAAAGGGCCGGCACGGCCGUCGCGGUGAUCCGUCCAGGGAAAGAGUGAGCGAGGGCCAGGGCUUUCGUCUUAGCGAAGACAGAGAAAGAAUCCGCGAGGAGAGCGACCGCCGGUGCCGGGUACCGACGGAAAGAGGAAGCGAAGACGUCGGCUUCUCCCGCGAUGACUCGAGAAGGGUCAGCGAAGACCUGGACCACGGCCGCAGCGUCUCUGAGGGAAGAGUCAGGGGAGACGGCAGCCACCGUCUCGGCAACUCUUGGGAGAGACUGAGGGGAGGCCUCAGCAACGACGCGAGCUUCAGUGAAGUCGGAAGCCACCUGACUAGUGACUCCUCGGGAUCUAUCAGAGACGACCGCGGCCUCCGCCUCAGCGGGACUUGGGAGGAAGUCCGGGAGGUCCGGGGCCCCCGAGCCACCGACUCGGGUGAGAGGGACAGUGACGACCUCCGCCGCCGCCUCAGUGGCUCUUGGGAGGGCGCGAGUGUGGAUGGCGGCCGCAGUCUCAGCAGUUCCUGGGAAGGGGUGAGUGAAGACCGCGGCUACUUGGCCAGCGACUCCUCCGCGGUGAGCGUCAGCGAAGACGCCAGCCGCCGCCGCUUCUGGGAGAGGGAAAGUGAGGACGAAGGUUCCCGCUGCCGGACCUCCUGGGGGAGGACGACGGAGGACGGCGGCCCCGGGCCUAGUGACGACGAGGUAGACAGCCGCUGCUGCAGUGGCUCGUGGGUGACAGCGAGUGAAGACCGCCGCAGUAGCGGGGGCCUGGACUCGACGCCCCCCCAGAGUCCGAGUCGCCGCACCAUGCCCGGGGUGUCCGAUUCAGGCCCGUCCACCUCCUCCACGGAGACUGCGACCCAGUGUGCCAGGAAGAAAGUGCAUUUUGGUAGCAUACACGAUGCAGUACGUGCCGGAGAUGUAAAGCAACUUUCAGAAAUCGUACGACGUGGUGCCAGCGUUAACGAAGUUGAUGUUCUCCAUAAAUUUACCCCUUUACAUUGGGCAGCACACUCUGGCAGUUUGGAGUGUCUUCAUUGGCUUCUCUGGCAUGGCGCUGAUAUCUCACAAGUAACCGUGCGAGGCUGGACAGCAGCUCACAUAUCUGCUAUCAGGGGACAGGAUGCUUGCAUGCAGGCUCUUAUAAUCAAUGGAGCCAACCUGGCCGCUCAAGAUGAUCGUGGGUGCACUCCUUUACACCUUGCUGCAACACAUGGACAUUCUUUCACUUUACAAAUAAUGCUCCGAAGUGGAGUGGAUCCCAGCGUGACUGAUAAGAGAGAGUGGAAACCUGUGCAUUAUGCAGCUUUUCAUGGGCGGCUUGGCUGUUUGCAACUUCUCGUGAAGUGGGGAUGUAGUGUAGAAGACGUGGACUACAACGGAAACCUUCCAGUUCACUUAGCAGCCAUGGAAGGCCACCUUCACUGUUUUAAAUUCCUACUCAGUAGAAUGAGCAGUGCCUCCCAAGGUUUGAAAGCCUUCAAUGAUAAUGGAGAAAAUGUACUGGACCUGGCCCAGAGGUUCUUUAAGCAGAACAUUUUACAGUUUAUCCGGGGGGCUGAGUAUGAAGGAAAUGAUCCAACAGAUCAAGAAACAUUAGCAUUUCCAGGUCAUGUUGCUGCCUUUAAGGGUGAUUUGGAAAUGCUUAAGAAAUUAAUAGAAGAUGGGGUAAUUAAUAUUAAUGAACGUGAUAAUAAUGGAUCAACUCUUAUGCAUAAAGCCGCUGGGCAAGGCCAUAUAGAGUGUUUGCAAUGGCUGAUUAAAAUGGGAGCAGACAAUAACAUUACCAACAAAGCGAGGGAGAGACCCAGUGAUGUGGCUAAGAGGUUUGCCCAUUUAGCAGCUGUAAAGCUAUUAGAAGGACUACAGAAAUAUGAUACAGAUGAUGAGAAUGAAAUGAAUGAAAAUGAUAUUAGGUUUUUUAUAAGACAUGGUGUUGAGGGAAGCACUGAUGCCAAAGAUGAUUUAGGUCUCAGUGAGUCGGAUAAAACAGAUGCCAGAGUGAGAGCUUAUAAGAAAAUUGUAGAAUUGAGACACCUCCUUGAAAUUGCUGAGAGCAACUAUAAACACUUGGGAGGAAUAACAGAAGAAGAUGUGAAGCAGAAGAAAGAACAGCUCGAGUCUGAAAAGACUAUCAAAGAGCUGCAGGGCCAGCUGGAGUAUGAACGAUUACGCAGAGAGAAGUUAGAAUGUCAGCUGGAUGAGUAUCGAGUGGAGGUGGAUCAACUCAAGGAGAUGCUGGAAAAAACUCAGGUCCCCAACUUUGUGGCUGUGGAAGAUGACAUUUCCUGUGAGUUAAGCAAAGAGAAGAGGCGAGUGAAGAAGAAGGUGUCUUCUGGGGGAGUUUUUGUGAAAAGGUACUAA
Rangifer tarandus platyrhynchus (Svalbard reindeer) is the source of this 2562-nucleotide messenger RNA. The record is from the annotation of a GenBank genome assembly. NCBI's taxonomy places the organism in Eukaryota, Metazoa, Chordata, Mammalia, Artiodactyla, Cervidae.